Pyrus x bretschneideri (Chinese white pear) is the source of this 2122-nucleotide messenger RNA. RefSeq names its product nucleobase-ascorbate transporter 2. Gene Ontology annotation, biological process: transmembrane transport. Gene Ontology annotation, cellular component: membrane. The record is from RefSeq and is a predicted model, not a curated record. Bases 358 to 1932 code for a protein of 524 amino acids. The transcript has 13 exons. Lineage: Eukaryota; Viridiplantae; Streptophyta; Magnoliopsida; Rosales; Rosaceae. Gene Ontology annotation, molecular function: transmembrane transporter activity.
UCACUAGUGGGCGCCAAGUGCACAAUUUUUCCUCUUCACUGCUUUCCAAAUCUCACACCUCAGCAAGUGAACUGAACUCUCUAUCUCCUCUCUCUCUCUCUCUCUCUCUCUCUCUCUCUAGCCUUUUGCCCUCAGUCCUCCUUUGCCUCCAUCAUCCACUAGCUCUGUGCUUUUUUCAUUGUCAUUGACUCUAAUCUCUCUCUCUCUCUCUAAACUGGUACAAGUGAAAUCCAUUUCUGCAUUCAUUGAACAAAACCCAGAGAGGAUUUCUCUCUCAAAUCAGUGUUCUUUGAUUCAUUUGGUGAAAACCCUUUUGGGUUUAGAGGCAAAUUAAGGGUCUUGAACUGGGCAGAAGCCAUGGAAGCUCCAAAACCAGAAGAGAUAAGCCAUCCAGCAAUGGACCAACUCCAAGGCUUAGAGUACUGCAUUGACUCAAAUCCCUCUUGGGCGGAAGCAAUUGCUUUGGGUUUUCAGCACUACAUUUUGGCCUUGGGAACUGCUGUGAUGAUCCCCACAUUCCUUGUUCCUUUCAUGGGUGGUGAUGAUAGUGACAAAGUGAGAGUAGUGCAGACUCUCCUUUUUAUUCAAGGAAUCAACACACUUCUACAAACAUUGUUUGGAACCCGAUUGCCAACCGUGAUUGGAGGGUCUUACGCAUUCAUGGUCCCGAUAAUAUCCAUAAUUCAUGAUUCACGCUUGAUGAAGAUUGAGGACAAUCAUGCGAGAUUCCUUGACACCAUGAGAGCAGUCCAAGGGGCUCUGAUAGUAGCUUCAAGCAUACAAAUUAUUCUGGGAUAUAGUCAAAUUUGGGCCAUCUGUUCCAGGUUCUUCAGCCCUCUCGGAAUGGUUCCAGUUAUUUCCUUGGUGGGUUUUGGUCUGUUUGAUAGAGGCUUCCCCCUGGUUGGAAAGUGUGUGGAAAUUGGCAUUCCUAUGCUUAUUCUUUUUGUAGCUUUCUCUCAGUACCUAAAGAACUUCCAUGCAAGGCAGCUACCAGUAUUGGAACGAUUUGCUUUUCUUAUAUCAGUCACAGUGAUAUGGGCAUAUGCACACCUCUUGACCGCCAGUGGUGCAUACAGACACCGCCCCGACAUAACCCAAGUCAAUUGCCGAACUGAUAGGGCCCACCUCAUUUCUUCUGCUCCAUGGAUAAAAAUACCUUAUCCUCUUCAAUGGGGUGCCCCAACCUUUGAUGUUGGUCAUGCUUUUGGAAUGAUGGCUGCCGUUUUUGUUUCAUUGAUCGAGUCAACUGGAGCAUACAAGGCUGCAUCGCGUCUAGCAAGUGCCACAAUACCUCCAGCUCAUGUUCUCAGCCGUGGAAUUGGCUGGCAGGGAAUAGGAAUCCUACUAAGUGGACUCUUUGGGACGUUAUCAGGCUCAACAGUCUCUAUAGAAAAUGUGGGGCUUCUUGGGAGCACUCGUGUUGGAAGCCGUAGGGUCAUUCAAAUCUCAGCCGGUUUUAUGAUAUUCUUCUCCAUGUUAGGUAAAUUUGGAGCUCUGUUCGCAUCAAUACCCUUCACCAUAUUUGCUGCUGCAUAUUGUGUAUUAUUUGGUCUUGUUGCUUCGGUGGGGUUAUCCUUUUUGCAAUUCACGAACAUGAACUCAACGAGGAACCUCUUUAUUGUUGGUGUAGCUUUCUUCUUGGGUUUGUCUGUUCCCGAGUACUUCAGGGGUUACACUUUGAAGGCUUUCCAUGGUCCUGCUCAUACCAAUGCCGGAUGGUUCAAUGAUUUUCUGAAUACCAUCUUCUCCUCAUCUCCAACUGUGGCAUUGAUUGUCGCCGUUUUCCUGGAUAACACACUUGAGUACAAGGACAGUGCAAGAGACAGAGGAAUGCCGUGGUGGGUCAAAUUUCGGCAAUUCAAAGGGGACAGCCGCAACGAGGAGUUUUACACUCUCCCUUUCAACCUGAACCGAUUCUUCCCUCCAUCUUAAAGUAGCACAGUGAUCAGUCCAUGGUCCAAAAAGAUGUUUAGAGGAAAAAGAUCAUUUCCAGAUAGGGAUUAGAACAUACAUGUUCUCUUAAAUGCAGGGAAAUGAUGACAGUGCUUCUGCUGCCCUAUGUUUUCGUAUUAUACUUUGACUCGGAUUAUACGGGUUUAAUCCAAUAAGUUUAAUUAGUCCA